AAAAAAAAAAAAAAAAAAAAAAAAAAAAAAAAAAAAAAGACUCUUCUUCACUCUAAAUCACUUUCUUUUGCUGGACUGGGACACUGGGAUAUUAAAUAUACGGCACAUCCAGGAGUUUAUUGGAGCGCAGACUGAUGGCGCAAAGGUACGAUGAGCUGCCCCACUACGGCGGGAUGGACGGCGUAGGGGUGCCGGCGUCCAUGUACGGGGACCCGCACGCUCCCCGGCCGAUCCCCCCAGUGCACCACCUCAACCAUGGCCCCCCGCUACACGCCGGACAGCACUACGGCGCCCACGCCCCGCACCCCAACGUCAUGCCGGCCAGCAUGGGCUCCGCUGUCAACGACGCUCUGAAGCGGGACAAGGAUGCGAUCUACGGGCACCCGCUGUUUCCCCUCCUCGCCCUGGUCUUUGAGAAGUGCGAGCUGGCGACCUGCACGCCCCGGGAGCCCGGCGUGGCCGGCGGGGACGUCUGCUCCUCCGACUCCUUCAACGAGGACAUCGCCGUCUUCGCCAAGCAGGUCCGCGCUGAAAAACCACUUUUUUCUUCAAACCCAGAGUUGGACAAUUUGAUGAUCCAAGCAAUACAAGUGCUAAGGUUCCACCUCCUGGAGUUAGAGAAGGUUCACGAAUUGUGCGAUAACUUCUGCCAUCGGUACAUUAGUUGUUUGAAAGGAAAAAUGCCAAUAGACCUUGUUAUCGAUGAAAGGGAUGGCAGCUCCAAGUCAGACCACGAGGAACUCUCAGGAUCUUCCACAAAUUUAGCCGACCAUAAUCCUUCAUCUUGGAGAGACCACGAUGAUGCAACCUCAACGCACUCGGCAGGCACACCAGGGCCCUCCAGUGGGGGCCAUGCUUCUCAGAGUGGAGACAACAGCAGCGAGCAAGGGGAUGGUUUAGACAACAGUGUAGCCUCACCUGGUACAGGGGAUGAUGAUGACCCAGACAAGGACAAAAAGCGACAGAAGAAAAGAGGCAUUUUCCCCAAAGUAGCAACAAAUAUCAUGAGAGCAUGGCUUUUCCAGCAUCUCACACAUCCAUAUCCUUCAGAGGAGCAGAAGAAACAGUUAGCCCAAGACACAGGACUUACAAUUCUACAAGUAAACAACUGGUUUAUUAAUGCCAGAAGAAGAAUAGUACAGCCUAUGAUUGACCAGUCAAAUCGAGCAGGUUUUCUUCUUGAUCCUUCAGUGAGCCAAGGAGCAGCAUAUAGUCCAGAGGGUCAGCCGAUGGGGAGCUUUGUAUUGGAUGGUCAGCAGCACAUGGGAAUCCGGCCUGCAGGUUUGCAAGGCACGCCAGGGGACUACGUAUCUCAGGGUGGUCCUAUGGGUAUGAGUAUGGCACAGCCAAGUUACACUCCUCCCCAGAUGACCCCACACCCUACUCAGUUAAGACAUGGACCCCCAGUCCACUCAUAUUUGCCAAGUCACCCCCAUCACCCAGCCAUGAUGAUGCACGGAGGACCCCCUACCCACCCUGGAAUGACCAUGUCAGCACAGAGCCCCACAAUGUUAAAUUCUGUAGACCCCAAUGCUGGUGGACAGGUUAUGGACAUUCAUGCCCAAUAGUAUAAGGGAACUCAAGGGGAAAAAACAAAACAAAACAAAAACAAAAACUAUUUUAAGACUUUUGAACUUUGACCAGAUGUUGACACUUAAUACGAAAUUCCAGACAGCUGUGAUUAUUUUUUACUUUUUGUCAUUUUUCAUCAACAACAGAGGACCAACGAAACAAGAACACAAGUGUGAAAUCAUGGGCUCACUGAAAUGAAUAUGUCCAUGUACAGAUCCUCUGGAAAAAAAAAAAAAGACUCCAAGAGUUAUAACUACUGUAGUAUAAACAUAGGAACUAAGUUAACUUGUACAUUUCUGUUGAUCACUCCGUUACGUUGCCUCAAAUAGUUUUAGAAGAAAAAAAAUCCUUGUUUUCCACACUAUGUGUGUUGUUCCCAAAAGAAUGACUGUUUUGGUUCAGCAGUGAAGUCACUAUCCAUGAAAGACCUGUUUUGGCCAGUGAGGAAAGAGCUACCCUGGAGAUGAAGAUGAAAAGUCUUGCUGGGUCUCUCAUCACUCAAAAGACUGUUCCAAGAAGGCCUUGCCAUUCCCUCAUUUUGUUCCUUCAUAAAAUGUGUCCUUUAGUUUCAAACAGAUCUUUAUAGUUUGUGCUUCAUUAAGUCUCUCCCCAUUCCUCCCCAAUCUAUUUUUUUUUUUUGGACUCUUCUUCAAAGAGCUUGCAGGUGAAGAUUUAAAAGACAGAAAAGACAGAGCAGGAGCUUCUUCCAGUGGUUCUGAGCCUUGGCUUUGGACAAAACAAAACUAAAAGUUGGGCAGCUUUCCUCAAUGAAAGAAAUUACUAACGGUGUUUGCACCAAACCUAGAACUUUAUCAUGAACUCAGAGCUUGGGAAAAAAAAAAAAAAAAAAAGCAAGAGAAUACUGUAACAAACUUCGUACAGAGUUCGGUCUAUUAAUUGUUUCAUGUUAGAUAUUCUAUGUGUUUACCUCAAUUGAAAAAAAAAAAAAAAGAAUGUUUUUGCUAGUAUCAGAUCUGCUGUGGAAUUGGUAUUGUAUGUCCAUGAAUUCUUCCUUUCUCA
Messenger RNA from Numida meleagris (helmeted guineafowl), 2592 nucleotides. It is a transcript of the gene MEIS2, whose product is annotated as Meis homeobox 2. The coding region runs from base 135 to 1568 and encodes 477 amino acids. The transcript has 12 exons. Gene Ontology annotation, biological process: eye development; brain development; positive regulation of transcription by RNA polymerase II. Gene Ontology annotation, molecular function: RNA polymerase II cis-regulatory region sequence-specific DNA binding; DNA-binding transcription activator activity, RNA polymerase II-specific. The record is from RefSeq and is a predicted model, not a curated record. NCBI's taxonomy places the organism in Eukaryota, Metazoa, Chordata, Aves, Galliformes, Numididae.